This is a messenger RNA of Trifolium pratense (red clover), 1878 nucleotides long. RefSeq lists its product as uncharacterized. NCBI's taxonomy places the organism in Eukaryota, Viridiplantae, Streptophyta, Magnoliopsida, Fabales, Fabaceae. The transcript is spliced from 2 exons. The record is from RefSeq and is a predicted model, not a curated record. Gene Ontology annotation, molecular function: phosphoglycerate dehydrogenase activity. The coding region runs from base 692 to 1651 and encodes 319 amino acids.
AUGGUUAUAGUUUAUUUCCUCAAAAAUAGGAAUUUAAAUUUGUUUGUGGUAGUACAUCUUCCUCUAAUAAACACACAUAUUUGUCUCUUACUAAUUACUAUCAAGUGUGUAUAUUAUAGAUUUCGAUUUAUUGCUGUAAAUGUAUUCACAAAGUUGGUUGCCAUUGGAUCGAGAUCAUUCGGGUUAGAUUUUAAAUUCGAUAUUUCAAAUUCUUUUAAAUGCAAAAUAUGUAUUGAAUUCUAAAUCGUCUGAUUUUGAUCCAAUAACCACCAACGUCUUUGACUACGUGAAUUGCUGUAGCAAAUUCAAAUCCCUACAUAAUUAUUUGUUACAUAGACAAAUGCUCUUCACUUUCAUUUCAUAUACUUCAUCAACUUUUUCAUUCUCUCUUUCCCCUUUCAUUGAAAUCAUUAAAAAAAUUAAAGAACAAUAAAUAGCCAUUUUUAUUUGGUGACUUACAAUUUCCACCUUCACUCAAGUUUUCUUUCUUCCUUCUUUUAUUCCCUUUAGAUUCCAUUUUUCAUUUGAUUUUGAUUUUGAUUUUCUUGUUUUGUUUCAAGUUUGUACAAUAUUUCAGGCAAAAUUACAUCGGCGGUCCUUUAACUGUUUCGUUGAUUGUGAAACAGGUUAUGUUUUGGUUGGAAAAAUUAUGAUUAUGAUGAUGUGGAGUUUGAUGGAUUCACUUAUUUGAAUGAUUUUGGAUAUGAAGAUGGAAGGAUCUUAUGAUACAUCAUCAUGCAAUGGAAGAGAAUCAACAAAUAAAAGUCUUCAAAUAAUUGAAUAUUCACCUUAUGAUGAAUCAUCAUGCAUGAAAUUAUCAUUUUCAUUAUCUUGGUUUGAUGUAAGAGUUUUUUAUGUAAGAAUUAGUGGAAUUCAAGUGAAUGAAUCAACACCACAAUUUCUGAAUCUUCAUCAUAUACCUUUAUGUCAUGAUACACUUUUAGAGGUAAAUGGUGUUAGAAGCAAUAUGAACAAUGAUGUUGGAGAUUCUUCGAUUCUAAGAAGGGAUAGAAUUGAUAAGAAAUCUGAACAAGUCACUUUUGUGAAUACAGAUAGUAUAAGAUUAAAUGGUAGCAUGAAGUUUGAGAUUUGUGAGAAAGAUCAAUGUAUUCUCUCUUGUGUUCUUGAGAUGAAUAAUGAUAAGAGAUUUUGGAGUAUGAAUUGUGAAACAAAAAGGACAUCUAAUAGUGGUUUUCUCAAAGGAAAACAUGUUGGUGUAUCUGAUCCUGAAAUUGAGGUUUAUGUUGCUGGUUGCUUUUCAGGAACACCUAUAAUCUUAACUAGGACACUGCAGUUCAAUUGUAAGAAGAAGCAUAAUAGGAAAUUGGGCAUGUUGGAUGUGAUUCCAGAAUAUGAAACAACUGAGUCCAAGAAAGAUGUUUCUAAUCAUGAUCAUGAUCAUGGAUUUGAUUUACAGGUAGCCAAGUACAAAAGCUUCAAACAAGAACAAGAAGAAGAUUACAACGAUAUGUAUUGGCAAAGAACAGAAUAUAUAGAUGGGGAAAAUGGUGAGCUAUCAUGGUUCAAUGCUGGAGUAAGAGUUGGUGUUGGAAUUGGACUUGGCAUCUGUGUGGGAGUUGGAAUAGGAGUCAGUCUCUUAGCGCGUUCAUACCAAACAACUACUCGUAAUUUCAAGAGGCGGUUCAUAUAACCCCUUUUGUAAGUUAUUAUUCGAGUCUAGUGCAAGUGGUUGAUGCGCAGCGUGUGAGUGUUGUAAACCCUGGAGUAUCCUCCCGAUAAAAAAUAAAAACCUUUUUGUGAGUUGGAAUUUGUAUCCUCUAUUGUUCAAAGGCAAAUACUUAUAUGUAGAAAACUUGGUAGUUCCAUUGUUUAGUUCACAAUCUUUGUCUUGGUUAAUUUUAAUACUUUUUCCCUCGA